GUUGGGGGUGGGCUUUCUAGCUACAGUGUUACGGAAGAUGUCAUUCGUUCUUCGAGGAGCUAUGUUGAGUGCGACAAAGACAGGAGCAUGGACCCUUGCUAGGGCCUCUGCUCCCCUUGUCACCAAUGUGGGCCAACCGAUAUUACUGAGAUGUCCCCAAAGGUCACAACCCCUCUACACAGAUUUCUCUCGAUUAAGCAGCACAUCAGCCGAAGAGGAACCAGCAGAGUCCAGUCCAGUUGAAGAGAAAGUAUACCUCAGUGCAUCAUGUGUUCAGAGGCUAGAAGAAAUCAUGGAUAAGGGAGAGUACCUGAGAAUACAGGUGGAAGGGGGAGGCUGCUCUGGGUUCCAGUACAAGUUUAUCGUUGACAGUACUAGGAACGAGGAUGACAGGGUUUUUGAGCAGGGAGGGGUAGGGAUCAUUGUGGACCAAGAUAGCCUGGAGUUUGUGAAAGGCUCGACACUGGACUAUACUCAGGAGCUGAUCCGCUCCUCCUUCCAGAUGCUGAAGAACCCCCAGGCAGACCACGGCUGCUCCUGCGGAACCUCCUUCUCAGUCAAGUUAGGAGUCUCGGCCUGAGGCUUUCAGCUCUCAAACCCUCAUCCCCUACAUCCCUCACUAAGUCAUCAAAUUAUAUAGUCAGAGACCGUGUUCUCAUGGUUGCAUAAGUUAUUACACAAUUCACAGACGAUCCUUGUAGCAACUCAGCAACUAAAAACAUUGACAGACUGGUGUAUCUUUAGGUACAGUAUGCUUGGUUACAAAUUAAACUAAGUGGAUGAGAAUCUGAGAUUUUCUUGGAUACGAAGAGAUGGAUUGGUUUUCAAGUGUUACAUUUCACUACAAUAUAAAAAACUGUCUUAUUGAUUCAUUAUACAUUUAUACUAAAUGAAGACUAUGCUUUGGAGUGGUUUGAAUGCGCAAGAGUGUAUCCUGUACCUAGAUGUGUUUGUAUAUGUAAAGAAUGGUUUCAUAUCUCUAACAAUAAAACGUGUUAAAAGGA
Molecule: messenger RNA, 1004 nt
Organism: Salvelinus namaycush (lake trout)
Lineage: Eukaryota; Metazoa; Chordata; Actinopteri; Salmoniformes; Salmonidae
Product: iron-sulfur cluster assembly 2 homolog, mitochondrial-like
Exons: 4
Coding region: 38-580 (180 amino acids)
Biological process (GO): iron-sulfur cluster assembly
Cellular component (GO): mitochondrion
Molecular function (GO): 4 iron, 4 sulfur cluster binding; iron ion binding; 2 iron, 2 sulfur cluster binding
Source: RefSeq, a predicted model, not a curated record